This is a messenger RNA of Gambusia affinis (western mosquitofish), 1368 nucleotides long. Its product is annotated as YY1-associated factor 2-like. The transcript is spliced from 4 exons. The record is from RefSeq and is a predicted model, not a curated record. Gene Ontology annotation, molecular function: DNA binding; transcription coregulator activity. Gene Ontology annotation, biological process: positive regulation of DNA-templated transcription. Lineage: Eukaryota; Metazoa; Chordata; Actinopteri; Cyprinodontiformes; Poeciliidae. The coding region runs from base 161 to 709 and encodes 182 amino acids. Gene Ontology annotation, cellular component: nucleus.
CCGUUGUGAUUACAUCCAACGUGAUUGGCUGAACAUGGAUCACGUGACCAGCCCACCAGACUGGAGUUUCCACGACAGCUGAAAAGCUGUUAAUGCGUGUUUUUCCCCCCCACCUGUACCGUUGAUCAUUUCUAACUCCUCAGGGGCCUAAUUUUGUAGAAUGGGAGACAAGAAGAGUCCCACAAGGCCGAAGCGGCAGUCCAAGCCGUUCACCGACGAUGGGUACUGGGACUGCAGCGUGUGCACGUUUAAGAACAGCGCCGAGGCGUUCAAGUGCUUAAUGUGUGAUGUCAGGAAGGGAACGUCAACUCGAAAGCCACGACCCGUUGCUCAGCUUGUUGCACAGCAAGUAAAUCAACAGUUCGCAUCGCCGACGCAUCCCAAAAAAGAGAAGAAAGAAAAAUCAGAGAAGGACAAAAGUGACAAAGAUACAACACUGAAAAAGAAAAACCAGAAAAGGAUGAGCAGGCCCAGGUUAAAGAACGUAGACAGGAGCAGUGCCCAGCAUCUGGAGGUCACGGUCGGAGACUUGACUGUAAUUAUCACAGACUUUAAGGAAAAAGUUAAAUCCACAUCUUCCUCAGUGAGCGCCGCCUCAGCAGACCAGCACAGCCAAAGUGGCUCAAGCUCCGACAACACGGAGCGAGGAGUCUCCAGGUGCUCCUCGCCCCGCGGGGAGACUUCAUCGAUUAACGGAGAGACUCACUAGCCCCCCCCACGCUCCCAGUUGGUGUAACACACUGAUCUGCACUCUCCACAGUCUCAGUCAGAGAAUAAACUUCAACAUGCACAUUUUUCUUCAUAUAUAACCUUAAAUGUCAGUAUGAUAGCAUCCACUUCCAUUUGAGGUUGUACAUUUCUCUGCCUUCCCCAUGUUUAACCCUGUGUGAUCGGUUCCAGGCCCUCCUGCAGCUAUCAUGAUGGACUGAAAAUGGAGCAGUAGCAUUAAAACUCGGAUGUCUGUGUGUAGCCGUGCCACAUUUCUUGGUGCUUCAACAGUGUUACAUCAGCGUCUCAGACUGAUGUUGGUCGCUGCACACAAUAAAUAAUUAGGUCAUGGUGGAAAUGUGAAGAAAUCAUCUCAGAAUAAUAGUAUUUUUCUUUUUCUCAACAUAAUUUGCACUUGUUGCCAAUCCUGUUAGUAACAAUUUUUUUGCAUUAUUUUUCUGUUGGUGUUAUAACACUGUUGGUUACCUGCCUCUUCCGGCACACAUUUUAAGCCAUUGAAUGCAAUAACUGUUUUACUGUCUAACAUCUAAAUACAAUUUUACUAAGCAAGCUUUUCCCUCAGUUUGUAGAGACAAGUUUGAUUUAAUCUAUAGAAUGGUUUAUAUUGUAAGAAAUUGAAUAAAAUGAAUUGUAGAUAUA